This is a messenger RNA of Sorex araneus (European shrew), 1279 nucleotides long. RefSeq names its product low affinity immunoglobulin gamma Fc region receptor III-like. The transcript has 9 exons. Gene Ontology annotation, molecular function: transmembrane signaling receptor activity. The record is from RefSeq and is a predicted model, not a curated record. The coding region runs from base 1 to 1158 and encodes 385 amino acids. Gene Ontology annotation, biological process: cell surface receptor signaling pathway. NCBI's taxonomy places the organism in Eukaryota, Metazoa, Chordata, Mammalia, Eulipotyphla, Soricidae.
AUGAAAGUCCUCUUCCAGCAACAGUCCUUAAGGGUCAUCUGCCGCGGUUGCGCGGAGCCUGCGCCUAACUGGCUGCAGAGCAAAGCCCUGCGGGGAGAAAAUAAGAAGCCACCGAGACCGGAUGCUCCGGCCUUUCCGGCAGGUCCCUCCUGUAGCCUACGGACCCCACGCUCGCGCCGGGCGCGCGUCUCCCCGCCGUGGAGGGAGUGUCGCGCUGCGCACAGCGACAGCCUCGACCGGCCCCUGGCGCCGCCUCCCGGCGCGGGAAGCCGGUUCCCGGGCCAGCAGCACCCUCUGCUGCCCGCCCGGGGUCCGCACUCGGCGAGGCAGGUGGAGACGCCGCUCCAGGACCGCACGCAGCCGUCCUCCGCCUUAGACCGCUCGGCCAUCCUGACGCCGCCCCCGGGGGCCUCCGGCCACUCGGAGCGGCCCGCGGAGCGCGCGGGGACAGCCUCUGCAGAUGACCGGGCUGAGCUCCCCAAGGCCGAGGUGACCCUGGACCCGCCCUGGAUCAACGUGCUCCAGGAGGACCAGGUGACGCUGCACUGCCAGGGCCCCCGAGGCCAGGGGGACUCCGACACCCACUGGCUCCACAACGGCAGCUCCGUGGCCGCCGAGGGGCAGCACAACCUGAGUUUCCGGGCCACCAGCGAGGCCAGCGGGGACUACAGCUGCCGGACUGACCACAGCCGCCUCAGCGACCCCGUGCGGCUGGCCGUGGUCUCGGACUGGCUGCUGGUGCAGACCCCCGCGCUGGAGUUCUGGGAGGGGGACCCCAUCGUGCUGAGGUGCCACAGCUGGAGGAACAAGCCUCUGGUCAAGAUCACCUUCUUCCAGGAUGGCGUCGCCAAGGGUUUUUCCCCCGGGAACCGGAACUUUUCCAUCCCACGGGCCAACACCAGCCACGGCGGCCAGUACCACUGUCGGGGCUUCAUCGGGAGGGCGGUCCACUCCUCGGGGCCCGUGGCCAUCUCUGUCCGAGGACGCCACCCAGACACUUCCGGCCUGGGCUCCCUGCCUAAGGUCCACCUAAUUCUCUGCCUGGCCACUGCCCUGCUCCUGGCCGCGGACACGGGGCUGUAUCUCUCCGUGCACAGAGACCUGAGGGGCAGGGGACCAGCUGGAGCCGGGACGCUCGGGACGCAUGACCACGCAUGACUGCAUCUGCGCAGGGACCAGAGGUCUGGGGACUGUUCUACGCCCACAGAACAGCCAACACCGCCUCUGAGAGUGUCUUGCUGCGGCCGUGGUGCUCCCGAGCCCCCCUGACCUUCUCAGG